AUGCCCGACGUCGACGAUGAUGGUUUCUAUCACUGGUUCCCCUGGGGCAAGAACAUCAAUCCGGGAUGGAGCUUCGAUGUCAUCACGCUUUUGGCCAUCAUUGGCGAAGGCAGCGUUGCUGAAUUCGCUCAAACCAUCACCGCCAGUUCUCUCUGCAUGCUUCCGCGCCUGAUUCCCGCGCCCCAGGCCCUGCUCCGUCCGCAGCGGCCCCAACGACUGCCCGAAGUCCACGCCAAACUGGCAGGCGUCUACGGCGGUACUCUCCUCGACUCCGUCGGCUUCUUUGCCAACAUUCUGCACCCACUCGACGAGUACAAGGCGUUCGACUUUAGAGUGUUUGAGAUCAAGCAUACACAUCUUCUCCAGCCCGAUGUCAGCAGACGGCUGGAGAAGGAAGGCUUUUUGGGAACUGUUUUCGGUCUCCGAUGGCUUAAGAGGAAGAAGGCGAAGAAGCAGGAAGAUAGGAACAGCGAGAUCACAUUCAACAACACAAGAGAAAACGGCAUGAACGGAGGAAGCCACGAAACCAGCACCUACGCGAGCGCGAAAACAGACGCAGGCGCCCUCAGGAGGCAACACGGCACCAACAAGCACGUCACCCUCGACGUCGACCCCGAGCAAGGCGACCAUGUCCCCACGCCCGGCAUCAACCGCCAGCCAACCAUGUCCGAGCGCAUCACCGACAUGGUCACUGCGCCCAAGAUGAUGACGCCCCAACGCGUCGCCAGCAGCCCCAACGCGCGCUACACCGUCCCGCCUGCCCUGGACUCGCCCAUGCAUGUCAUCAACGUCUUCUCCUUCCUCCUCACCGUCACGAUCCUCAUCAUCACAGCCUAUUGGAACGACGGCGCGGCCGUGACCGCCAUCGUGACCAUCUCCCUCGCCGCCACCGUCAUGGGAUACGCCUCGUGGUGGUACCCGCUUCUCAUGGCGCGACAAGCCAAUGCCAAGGUGCCACCAGGCGACGUGGUCAUCCGCACGCGCGAGGGCGCCUUCCUCGUGGUCAAAUGCACCGAGGAAGUUGCGCGCGAGCUGUACCAGGGCACGGAAGAGUGCCGCUACGUGUCGACAAAGUUCCACCGUCUGUUCAUGGGCAUCGCCAUGGUUUUGCUCAUGGUGGCCGUGGUGCUGUUGGGUAACUGCCGGUGGUCGUCCCAGGCCUUGAUCGGCGGCGCCUAUGUCCUGCUCAACAGCAUCUACUGGGUCUGCGGCCUGCUGCCGCAGCGCUUCUUUUGGGACCUUUCCCGAUACACGUUCACGGACAUCACGCCCGCAGACGUCAUGAGCCACGAUCCGAACGACGAGCCGCCCAAUUUCACAAGGACGCUCUGGUAUGCGAUUCGCGAGACCAAGAAGGAUGCGUGGGUGGAUAGGUCUGGAGCCCUGCCUGGCACGCUCCAGUGGAAGAAGUGGCUCGAGGAGGCCCUCAAGGCGGCGAAGGAGGGGAACUAUAAUUGGGAUGCGGUGGGCAGGAAGGAUGAGAUCAUGAGAGAGAAUCCGGAUGCGUACGUUUCUAGGGAACCGUCAAACCCCGUGAAGCAGCAUCAGAGUGGACACUGGCCGAAUGAUCCAGCGGCGCAGAAGGCACCGUUGGAUCAAGUGCAGCCGUCGCCUUAUCAGCAUCCCGGGGGGACUCUGUGA
Molecule: messenger RNA, 1641 nt
Organism: Neurospora hispaniola
Lineage: Eukaryota; Fungi; Ascomycota; Sordariomycetes; Sordariales; Sordariaceae
Exons: 1
Coding region: 1-1641 (546 amino acids)
Source: RefSeq, a predicted model, not a curated record